Pieris macdunnoughi is the source of this 693-nucleotide messenger RNA. The record is from the annotation of a GenBank genome assembly. Lineage: Eukaryota; Metazoa; Arthropoda; Insecta; Lepidoptera; Pieridae.
AUGUCGUUUUUAAAAAGUCUAAAAGAAAAUAAGAGUGUGUUAAGCCUGUACUCUAUGGUGUCAUCUAGUGAUCUGACACCAGGCAGCUUGGAGGUGUGGCAGGAUCUUCCAGAUUCCAUUAAAUAUGAUCCAGCACUUGCGCCGUUUAAGCAGCUAUACGAACAAAGAUAUGGUGAGCCAUUAUCUCCAGGGAUAAUCGAUUCAUCGCCUGAGGAAAACGGGAAUGUUUUGAUUAAAAAAUCAGACACUGUCAUAGCCGUUGAGAAAAAUGAGAACAAAGAGAAUAGAAAAUCCUCAAAAAAAGAGAAAUUAUCGUCACGCAAGAAACAGAUUGAAAAGUGGCUAAGAUUCGCAAAGCUCACAUUAUUAGUAGCCGGCUGGGUGGUGCUUACAGUAGCGUUGCUACUUAACAGAGAGAAGACCGAUGUUCUACUCCACACGGCUGUCAGUGGUGGUCAAGUCAAAGAAUACGUACUAAACACUUCAAGAGAUGCCUUCAGUACGCUAAUCACAUUAACGGGCCCUUUUGGAGGUCACAACACCUCAAAACAAUUAACGAUAUGGUUGCGCAGGAGUUACGAAGAUGGCGAGGCGCAGCUUGACAUAACUGCAGUACCUCUUCGUUGGACGAAAAACAACCAACGCGGGUACUCUCAAACUUCUACUUGCGACAUCUACAUAGGGUUUUCCUAA